UGUGGAAGAGUUACUUAAAGAGGCAAAACGUGGGAGAACUAGAGCUGAGACAAUGGGAGCUAUGGGUUGGUUGAAAUGUCCUCUUGCUGGUACAAAUAAAAGAUUUCUUAUUAAUACCAUCAAAAACACAUUGCCGUCUCAAAAAGAACAAGACCAAGAACGUGAGGAAAAGGAAGACAGUAAAGAGCCUGAGCCAACCAAAAGCAGGAGAGAAGAAAAACCAAAGAAACGCAGAAUUCACCCAUACACACCCAGCUUUCAGUCCAGAAGGAGAGUCAGCUACUCUCCUCCAAGGCACCAAAACAGGAACCAGCACACAAAGGAUAAGCACGAAAAGCGAUCAAGCAAGCGAUGAGGAGAGUGAUGAAUAUGUGUUGUUACAAGCCAGGAAUAUCGUUGUGUCAGACUGCAGGGAUGUGUCAGUUUUUCAGGAAAAGAUACUGUUCAGAAUUGCAUUUUGAACCGAGAUGCUUGUGUGAGAAGUAACCUUGAGGUAGCUUUAGAAAACUUCCUUGAGAUCUGUAAGAGAAAAGCAAAGUGCAGCAUAAAUCUUUUGACUGUUUUGGAACAGACAUUCCUUUCCCUUUGCUUCAUUCCUCUUUCCCCUUCUGACUAAGCUUAGGGUCUUGGUGAUGGAGUGUGAUGCGUGUGUCACUGUCUGAUACAACUCAUUUAGUCAUGUCACCCUUUGAAAAUAAAUUUAAAGUAAGCAGAAAUCUCUUUAUUUAUUGUGCAAAGCUGGCAGAACUUCUUUGCUGCUAACCAAUAAAGAA
Nestor notabilis (Kea) is the source of this 773-nucleotide messenger RNA. RefSeq lists its product as uncharacterized. NCBI's taxonomy places the organism in Eukaryota, Metazoa, Chordata, Aves, Psittaciformes, Psittacidae. The record is from RefSeq and is a predicted model, not a curated record. The transcript is spliced from 2 exons. The coding region runs from base 53 to 355 and encodes 100 amino acids.